AUCAAAUGCUUUGAAACUGUGGCCGUUGGAGUGAAAGACAUUGUACCAUAUUCAGUCGCCUUCAGUUGUGGAUCUAGAAUAUCCAGAGUUUCUCGCCGGAUCUUGAAAAUGACGACGGCGAUGACUUGUACGAGAUUGACGAUUUUUACGGUGGCUGGGAUAUUUCUACAGAUUAUCGGCCUCUCCAUUUUUGUAUUCGGUUUCUUCCCCGUCAAGCCGACUCUCUCCGGCGUCAGUGGCUCGGACAGCUAUCGAGAUCCUUUCUGUGAUUCUUCUCCGAUUUCGAACGAAUCGGAGCUUCAUCAUCCUGAGAAACUGAAAUUGCUCUACCAGGAGUUAUCUGGAAUCUCUUCUAAAUAUGAUCGACUGAUUUUGAUGGUUAUUGAUGGGCUUCCUGCGGAGUUCGUUCUUGGGAAAGAUGGUAAACCUCCAUGGAAGGUAUGGAAAGAGUCUAUGCCUUAUACUCAGUCAUUGUUGGCUAAUGGAGAUGCUAUUGGUUACCAUGCUAAAGCUGCUCCUCCAACUGUUACAAUGCCGAGAUUGAAGGCAAUGGUUUCUGGGGCAAUUGGUGGUUUCUUGGAUGUGGCUUUUAAUUUUAACACACAAGCCCUUUUAGAUGAUAAUAUUCUUGGUCAAUUUUUUCGGAUUGGUUGGAAGAUGGUGAUGCUCGGUGAUGAGACGUGGCUCAAGUUAUUCCCAGGGCUAUUUAUGAGACAUGAUGGUGUUAGCAGUUUCUUUGUCAAAGAUACAGUGCAGGUAGACAGAAAUGUUUCUCGACACUUGCCUGAUGAGCUUAACAGUGAUGACUGGAAUCUCUUGAUCCUUCAUUACCUUGGUUUGGAUCACGUUGGACAUACUGGCGGGCGUAAUAGCCCCUUGAUGCAUGCAAAACUUAAAGAAAUGGAUGAUAUAGUUAGAACAAUGCAUUUAAAAGCCAUGAUGGAUCGCAGCCAUGAUCAAGGACAGACUCUUCUGAUAAUAGUCAGUGAUCAUGGCAUGACUGAGAAUGGAAACCACGGAGGGUCUUCAUAUGAAGAAACUGACUCGUUAAUGCUCUUUAUUGGCUUGAAUAGCAAUAAAUCUGACUAUGCUUCAGCUACCAAUAAUGUAGCUUUCCAGGUAGAUUUGGCGCCAACUUUAGCUCUUCUAUUUGGUGUGCCUAUCCCAAAGAACAACGUUGGAGUACUUGUCCCAGGAACACUUAGUUCUUUAAGAGAUUUUGAGCAACUACGGGCACUAGAACUGAAUUCAUGGCAGUUACUCAGACUUAUGCAAGCACAGAUACAAAGUUCCUCGUUUCCAGGCUUCUCCUGCAAUUGCUUCCUUGAUGGAACUUGUGAGGGCCUUGAUUUGGAUAUUAGUGAAUGUUCUGGGGAUAAAGAGAAACAACUUAUUUGCUUAUUUAGGAAUGCUGCUGUUCUCCAUGGCAUUUGGAAGUCCAAGAAAUCAACAGAGUCGUCUAGUGCCAUGGAAGAUUUCAGCAGAGCUUUAGAUGCAUAUAACACCUUCUUGAAAACUGCAAGUGAGUGGUUAGCAAGCAAAACCACUGAAAAACCUGUUCUCUUACUCGGUCUUGGAGUGGGUGCCAUGCUUAUUUCAUGCUUCAUCUGUGCCACUGUCUUUCUGUCUUUAUUCAAAGAGGUUUACCAUGAGCCCAAGGAUCAGGUCUGCAGUUUGAGUUAUUUGUUGAAUUUAGAAGAGAUGUUCGUUGGUGCUCUUCUUUUGAUCCUUGUUAUAAGCAUGGGAUCUAGUUCAAUGGUGGAAGAAGAGCAUUAUAUAUGGCAUUUCAUGGUAUCAACAUUCUAUCUUCUGUUACUCUUCAAGACAGCAAAGUCAUUCAAUUUUUCCAAGGGGAUGAACAUACUCAGAGACUUUAAAUUCGGUUCUAUCUUCUCGCUUCUUAUUUCUGGUAGACUACUGAGAGGUUGGCAUCAAGGGGGCGUGAACUGGACUUACCUUCCUGAUAUUUCUAAGUGGCUACAGCAAGUUGGCAGUGGUUAUGUGAAAUGGAUUCAGCUAAUCUCAAACUUCCUUGUUAUUGUUCUAGGACUAUAUACUCUCUUUCGAACAGGAUCGAAUAGAAAAAGUGUUCGCAUCCUAGCAUUUGUUUUCUCAACUUGUGGGUUCCUAGUCUUGCUGCACGCCGGGAGAUAUCAGGAUGACAUGUCGACCGAUUUUGGAGCCACUGUCACCGUAAAAGUUAUUUAUUAUCUUCUAUCUAUAUCUGCCAUUGGAGCUUCUUUGGUUUUGCCAUGGUCUGCGCGAAACAAAGACAAGUCCUUUCUAGCUGAAGUAAGUGAUUGCUUGUAUUUGAUUGGCUCUGCAUACAUACUCUGCUGGUGUCUUCUACAGCUACUUCUCCAACAACCAAUCAACUCGGGGCCCAUACUUUUGCUGCUCCUCCAAAUCUUAACAAUUUUAUUUCUUUCUUCUAAUGAUUUGCAAGUCAACGAAUGGGUCGAGAUUGCUGCACUCUAUUACAUGGGAAUGGCAGGUCACUUUGCUCUUGGAAACAGUAACACUUUAGCGACCAUCGAUGUUGCUGGUGCUUUUAUCGGAAUCUCUAGUCAUUCUACAAUACUUUCUGGGAUCUUGAUGUUCAUAAUCACCUAUGCAUCUCCCAUGUUGUUUCUUCUAUCCCUCGUCAUGUACAUUGGUGCAAAGCUAAGAAACCACUCAAACUCAACAAUAUCAACUCACCGGGAAACGAGUCUAGGACAAAUUUUGAAGCUAAAGCUCGGGUUCCCUUGCCUUGUUCCGCUCUGCAUCAACUCAAUACUCUUGACCGCAUAUACUGUGGUCUUGUUACUCAUGAGGAAUCACCUCUUUGUGUGGAGCGUCUUCUCUCCCAAGUACCUAUAUGUGUGUGCAACCACUGUGUGCACAUACAUCGGAGUUUGCAUCGUCGCUGCUACUGUAACCUACACUUUCUCUGUCACUACCUUCCUUAGAAGCAAUCGCACAAGACACAACAACUCGUAGUUAUGGUCACUUUAUUAUGUAGGGAACAGAGACUAAUAGAGAUACUGUGAUCCU
Molecule: messenger RNA, 3036 nt
Organism: Arabidopsis arenosa
Lineage: Eukaryota; Viridiplantae; Streptophyta; Magnoliopsida; Brassicales; Brassicaceae
Source: the annotation of a GenBank genome assembly